This is a messenger RNA of Amblyraja radiata (thorny skate), 5850 nucleotides long. RefSeq names its product heparan-alpha-glucosaminide N-acetyltransferase. The transcript is spliced from 18 exons. The record is from RefSeq and is a predicted model, not a curated record. Lineage: Eukaryota; Metazoa; Chordata; Chondrichthyes; Rajiformes; Rajidae. Bases 32 to 2071 code for a protein of 679 amino acids.
CACCCAGCGCCGGAAGUGGAAGUGGCGGCGGAUGCAGCCCCGAGAGCGCCGGGCAGCUGAAGAAGAGGGCAGGCGGCGGCAGCAUCAGCGGUCUCGGGGCGACGAGUCCGAUUCACAGCGGUCGAGUGGAGCGCUAGGACGGCUUCCGAGCAACCGGGCCAAGGCGGGAGAGCUGAUGGAGCCGGCCGGCUUGAGCCUGGGCCUAGUGGCCGCGCUGAUGGUCGCCCUGUCGGUGUUGGUGGGCGGCGUGGACCCGCGGGCUGGCACAGCGGCAGAAGAGUUGCCCGACGGAAAGCAUCAUAAACUUGAGAUGGAUCAAGCAGUUUUAACUGUUUAUAAUAAAUUGUCCAAUGAACUCGUCGUCUCCUGGCUGUCAGAUAACUGUUACCAGUGCAAGUUUCAGAACCUUGGUAACGUUCCUUCAGAGAAAGUUGGAGAACAUCAACAAAAACAACCAGGGAAAUCAACGUUUGCCAUUAGCACCAAACAUGCAGUCACAAUACAGCUGAACAUGACAGUUGAGGUGUGCAGGGUCCAUGGAAGCUUUGGUGAGCUUGGACACUAUUCCUUAAGGGAGACAAAGGCCAACCGGAGUGAUGCGAAUGGAUCAGUGAACUACAAAAUCUUUAUGGACAAAGAACCCAUCAACAACAAUCUUCCAAUUUUAUAUGCAUUCCUUGCCUACCUUGGAUUGGUCAUUUUUGUAUGUUUAGGACAAUUCUUGAAGGGGUUGAGUCCUGUUAAAAACCUAUUGUCCCGCCUAUCAAAUCAAGUGGAGAUGGAGCGGUUAAUCAACUCUGAGCUGGGAUCACCAAUCCGUGUGGCUGACAGCACGGGUCCAAGUAACCUUGUGCCUGGACAUAAUGCAGGCUCCCGCCGCCUUCGUUCACUUGACACUUUGCGAGGGUUUGCUUUGGUGAUCAUGAUCUUUGUUAACUAUGGAGGUGGGAGAUACUGGUUCUUCAAGCAUGAAAGUUGGAAUGGAUUAACAGUGGCAGAUUUAGUUUUUCCGUGGUUUGUGUUUAUCAUGGGAACUUCCAUUGCACUGUCCCUGAACUCAGCAUUGCAGGUUCACCGUUCCAAGUGGAAACUUUUGGUUAAAGUUGCUUGGAGAACUGCAGCCCUAAUAUUACUCGGCAUCUUUAUCAUCAACCCAAAUUAUUGCAAGGGGCCACUUUCCUGGGACACUCUGCGAAUCCCCGGCGUGCUUCAGAGGCUUGGUCUCACAUACGGUGUGGUUGCUGUUCUGGAAGUUCUAUGUGGAAAAGGCUAUCCUGAAAGUCUUGGUUUGGACAACUGGUGGUCUCCAGCCAGGGACAUUUUACUAUACUGGCCCCAGUGGAUUGUUAUCCUGCUACUGGAGUGCGUUUGGCUGUGUUUGACUUUUCUAUUGCCUGUACCAGGUUGCCCACGAGGUUACCUCGGUCCUGGAGGGAUUGGAGACUUUGGACAAUUUGCAAACUGCACUGGAGGAGCAGCAGGUUACAUUGAUCGUAUGGUCUUUGGAGAGAAGCAUAUUUAUCAACAUCCUUCCUGCACAAUGCUUUAUAAGACAACUGUGCCUUUUGAUCCAGAGAACCUACUGGGUCUGAUCAAUUCAAUUGUGAUGGCAUUUCUGGGUCUGCAGGCUGGAAAGAUUUUUCUUAUUUACAAAGGUCAACACAAGCCGAUUCUGCUUAGAUUCUUAUUUUGGAGCAUCCUGCUGGGUGUUAUUUCAGCUUUCCUUACAAAAUGCUCUAGAGACCAUGGAUUCAUUCCAGUCAACAAGAACCUCUGGUCCUUCUCUUAUGUUACAACACUAAGUUGUUUUGCCUACAUGCUUCUCUUGCUGAUUUAUUCUGUGGUGGAUAUAAAGAAAUACUGGACUGGAACUCCCUUUUACUAUCCAGGGAUGAACUCAAUUCUGGUGUAUGUUGGACACGAGGUGUUUGAGCACUAUUUUCCUUUCCGAUGGAAAAUGCUUAAUGACCAUUCACAUGGGGAACACUUGGCCCAGAAUCUUCUUGCUACCACCAUCUGGAUUUUUAUUUCUUACGUUCUUUACAAGAAGAAAAUAUUUUGGAAAAUCUAAUUGGAAUCAAUUUUUUUUUUUGGCAAAUAAAUAAAAUGAAGGUAUAUUUUUCUAGAAACGCAAAUAAAUGAGAUGUGCAUUUUGUGUUAACACGGGAAUGCUAAUUUUGUCGACAAUUUCACACAUGGCCAGUACAGCAAUGUUGUCCUGUUUCCUGUGAUCAUCAGUUUUGUGUUGAUCAUCUGUUCUACUUAUAUUUUGAAAAAAGUCUCAAUUUUGUAGAGAGCUACAACAAGAUGGAUGUAUAUACUUUUUUUUUAAUCAAUUGGUGAUAUUUAAAACUGUACUGAAAUGCUGACUUAUCAAAGGGUUAUGCGCUAACGAUAUAGCAUUAUCACCGUUCUAGCCUCCAACACUUUGCGCAACCUCUAGCUUCCUGUCCCACAAUUUAUCACUGACAUCCUAUUCCUGUUUACUUGUCAACAUUAUUUUUGCAUUCGUAUGAAAAGCAUUUAUCUAGAACAAUUUUAUAAAAGCUGUUGGUUCUUCUUGAUGAGUGUGAAGAAAGGGACUUGUUUUGUCUUAGUAGUUUACAAGCUUUAGGAGCAGAAUUAGGCCAUUCAGCCCAUCAAGUCUACACCGCCAUUUAAUCUGGGCUGAUCUAUCUUUCCAUCUCAACCCCAUUCUCUUGCCUUCGCCCCAUAACCCUGAUACCCUUAAUAAUCACAAAUCUGUCAAUCACUGCCUCAAAAGUAUCCAUUGACUUGGCCUCCACGGCCAUCUGUGUCACAUUCUUCCACGGCAUCCUUUCUGAAAUCAGCCUGUAGGUGAACAUUGCACCAGGGUUUAAAUCUAUACACUUAUCCAUAAAUUGGUGGAGCUGAGAGGAUUGAAUGAAAGGUUCAGAGACCUGAAGAUAAAAUGCUUUUCACCGUAGUAAUGAUUGUGCUUAUCUGGGAAGAUUGUUGUCAUCUUUAGGAGAUGGUGUAAAUGCUCCUGACCAGAAUAAUGAUGGCCUGUUGAAGGUAUUUAUUUUCCGUGUGCAAGAAAGCAUUGUCAUUGAAGACUUUGUCCCUAAUGCAUUAGUUUGUGCCUGUUUGAUCUAUCACUGCUGCCUCCCAAAAGCUAUUUAUAUUGUUACACUGAAACCAGAUCAAGAAAUGUACAGAUAACUUUGGUGAUGUUUCUUUGACAAUUCCAUCAGAUGAUGUAGAAACUGCUUGGAUAAUAUUGAGUGAACUGUUGACAAAUCUCCCUUCUCUGUGAGAUCUAUAUUUGUCAGAGGUGGCGCACACAUUCUAGUUAGUCUAAACCCAAGAUCUGAUUGAAGCUAGGUGAAAUCAAGAAAACAUCCACAGUUUGAUCUGUUAAGUGUUUAACAGCACAUUUCUAAUGAGUUUCCACAGAAUCAUCUUGUCCAUUCAGACUUUGAAUUUCUGUUUGGGAGAAUUCCAAGCCCUGGUAUCCAACCCGUCUCUGAAUGUUAUUGUUCAGAUUAUUUAGCUGGUAUAUCAUCAACUGGACAUACUGCAACGUUGGCCACUUCAAAUAUCCCAUCAUCACUUUUUAACCAUGUGAGGUUAGCUUGGUCCUGAAUUUCAGUUGUCAGUUUACCAUGGAGGAUCGUGAACCAAACCACAGCAGGUUGAGCACAGACAAAAAACACACCAAAACUAAAUGGUGUUGCACUAGGAUGCAGGUACCCGCUUCUGCAGCAUUCGCUUAACCAUCGAACCAUAGUCUGAGCCGUGCCUGCAGUCAUUCCAUUCAGCCAAUUCUAUAUUUCCUUACUGCAAAGGCUUGAUGGGGCAAAAUGUCUCCCAAAGCAAUCCAAUUCCCUCACUAUUUUCCACUUGACUAUUCUCUCAUUCCCAUCAGCUCCGCUGUGAUUCCACCAUUCACCUACACACCUGGGGACAUUUUCAGUUGUCAAUUAACCAAAGGACCCUGGAAGGAAACUGGAGAUCUGGGGGUUGGGGGUAAGACUCGUGUUGUCACAGGGAAACAUGCAAACUCCACACAUAGACAGCAGUUGUCAGCAUUAAACCAUGGUUGCAGGAGCUGAGGCAGAAGCUGUACUUGCUGUGCCAGUGUUUUGUUCCUCAUGUAAUUCACUUCACCUGGACAGGACCACAGUCUGGUUAUUUAUGCAUUGUGACCAAUAGCAUGUUAGAUGUUUUGAGUUGCAUAAGUACCUUCAGUGGGUUUUUGUGGUCUUCUGUACUGUCGGAUCGUAUUUAAACAUUCUGAAAACAAUGUAGUUUGUGGACUUUGAGCCAAUGUUUAAAUCGGUGAUGAUUGCAUUGUGAUACAAAGCCUAUAUAGUUCACCCAUUUGGAUAGGCAGUCUUGAGAUUAUAAAAAAGCACAAUAAUGCAUUUCUUGCCAGUUACAUGUUAGGAGCAAUCACUGUUUCAAUCCUUUACCUUAAUGAAAUAAUGCCAGUAUCAAUAUUUUGUGUGUAAUGUUCUAUAAGUGUUUCUGAUUUCAAAAGUUGUGCCGUUAUAAACCAUGUAGUUCAUUUAUGCUUAACUUCUAGUUUGAACAUGCAGGAAAAUGGGAUGAUGUGUUCAGAUGUAUGAUUAUGCCUGUAUAAUUAUUCUUUAUUCCCCUUUAAGAGAAACCUGCAGCAUUGCCCCAGCACUUUGAUCAAUAAUCUGGCUUUCACUCAGUGCAACAGGUUCUCCUAAUGCAAUGCUUUAUACCGAUUAUCUCCCUCUAUUGUAGAAACAAAGAACUGCAGAUGAUGGUUUACACCAAAGAUAGACACAAAAGUGCUGGAGUAACUCAACGGGUCAGGCAACGGCUCUGGAGAAAAAGGAUAGGUGACCUUUCAGUUCAGCUCGCCUAUACUUUUUCUCAAAAGAUGCUGCCACUGUUAACCAGCACUUUGUGUAUAUCUCCCUCUAUUGUCUUAGUUGUGAUUCAAUUACUAAUUUCUUAUGAGAAAUUAAGUUGCAUUAUCCAUACAAUAUCUUUGUACUUCUGAGCCAUAGAUUUUGAUCUUUGCUGAGACUAAAGGAGUUAAUCUUUCACAUUUAGAUUUCAGAAGGAGAAUUAUUUUUUUCCUUUCCUACCUGCAAAUGAUAGUUUGGUGUAAGAAAUGCAAAUACCAUUUGAAUGGAUGGCAGUCAGAAUACUUUAGGAUAGAUGAUAAAGGGAUUUAUUUUUCCUAAUGCCGGGUGGGAUGCAGACACGUAAAGUGUCCUAUUCCACAACUUCAUUUUACCAAUAAAUGGCCCUCAUACAAUAGUACAAGAGCUUUUGAAACACCUUAACUGUAAGCACUGGUGUUAGAGUGCAUGAGUAGUGUAAGAGUGGUUCUAGUGGGAAUAUUAAAUUCAUAAUUGCAUUAAAAAUGAAAUUCCACAAUGUUACAAGAUCUACUUGUAUAAUACGUGUAAAGUUUAUCUGUACUUGAAAUGCUUUUAACGGUUGUGUCUUAAUUUGGGGAUUGUUUAAAGCACAAGUCACUUUUGGGAGCGGUCAUUAGUUUUUCAUCACAAGCUCACUGCUGUGUUGUGCCUGGCUUUUACAGGACUGAAGAACAUUUUGUUAAUGGUGUCAUCAUUCUUAAAGCUAGCGAAAUAUCUACAACGCCAGACUAUUGUCCUCCAGGUUACAUUUACCUUGUGCAUGCACAGUACUUUAAAGGUCCUUCAAGCUUGAUUACCCAUGAUUUAAAUGGAAACUUUUUGCUUCCAAAAAAGGGAAAUGUAACAUUUGCUUUUAAAAUGCUAAAUUGAUAAAGUAGUCUGUAUUUAAAUUCAAUGAUCUUAUGUAACCUGUAAUUGGAAUAUUACUUUAAGCUGAAUAAAGGGAUUUCUGUUUUAACUGAAA